AUGUCUUUGGAGCAUGUGACGGAGGUGAAGGGUGGGCCGGGGGCCCUGCGUGUGGGGGAAAUGGUGGUCGUCAUGACACGACGUGUGGAGGAGCAAACGGCUCACUGGACACUCGGUAGCGUGGAGUCGGCACCAUACCUGUACGAUGUGGAGAUUCGGCUUUGGGAGAAGCAGAUGGAUGUGGACUGGCAGGAGCAAUUUAACGUGGGUGAGUCGCAGGAGGAGGGUGAGCUGAUAAUGCACAUCAAAAAAACAAAAGAGGAACUGGAAGGGAGCAUCCAGCAUGUGACACAACUUACUGAGAAACUGCGCCAGCGUCGGAGAAGUAUUCUACGGGAAAUUGACGAUGUUGAAAAUCAUGCUUCUCAAUCGCGUGCGGCAGUAAAAGCGGCUUACAUUGAUGUGAAGGGCAUCUCGUACCAUCACUGGCAUGAGCUGAAGUCGUACCGGGCUCCUUCAAGGAUGGUACUGACAAUUCUCCGUGCCGUCAUGCUGCUUCUCUCCGAGGAUGAUGCCAAAACGUGGCCUCAAAUGCAGCGUGUCUUGCGGGAUCCGCACUUCAAGUUGAGGAUUCUUGACUAUGAUCCUGACAAAGAACUCUCAAGAGAGCGUGGCGAUUACAUACUAUACGAGUGUGUGCGGAAGAAAAGUUUUCGUUACGACCGUGCCGUUCAAGGCAGUCAGGCAAUGGGCCCCAUUUACUACUGGGUACUGGCUCAACUUGACAGGAGUGAGGCCACAGGAAAACAAUACCAGUUAGAGAAGCGAAAACAGGAAUCACAGAAGGAGCUUCGAUCUGUCAUAAAUGAAAUUCAUAAACAGCAACAGCGUAUGGCGGAAUAUCAGGCUCUCAUGGACAGUGCGGACGACCAGUUGCAUGCCUACCGAGCGCUGCAGCGAGAGAGCGCAUCACUCCGGGGAGGACAAUUGGCGGAAACUCGGCUUCGUGAAUUAGCACAACAACGCUACGAAACCAGUUUCGCUGGUGCUGCAGGGAAGGAGUAUUUACGUGCCGCCUUUUACACGUGGAAACCAACAGAAUACCGCAUCAUGGUGUUGCGUAAAAGCGUCCUUGUGAAUUUUGGCACCGUCCCACAGGAUGCAUGGGAAAAGAACAAUUACACGCUCGAUGAACCACAAAUCCGAAUGCUUGAUGACGCACUUCAACAAAGUCAGAGUGUGGAGGAAACGUUUUAUGAGAAGGAAAGCGAGCAACAACAACAACAAAAACAUAAGAAACAAGAGGAAGAGGAAAUAGAAGAGGGCCUGUUCCACCCAGUCGAUGAGACUUAUGUACCACAAUCCAAAAUGUCCGUGGAUUGGCUUGAGCGCACGUUCGAGGGCGAAGACUGGAAAUACAUACUGGAUAGAAAACGUCUUGCCAUCAUGGACACGUUCUGCGAUGAGACGGCUGAGGUAUUGCAGUUACCGCGAAGUGAUAUUUCUAUAACGCAAAUGACAUGUGGCGAAUCAAAUAACCUCUUGAUGGUGAGCAGUGAAGUACGGCACGACGGCUCACGGUCAAGAGGGGACCUCAUGGACGCCAUGAACGCUUAUUUGUAUCCAAAGUUAAGCGCACUAUACCGCAAUGAGUUGGACGGUUUCACUAAACUUGAAAAACGGUUUGACGGCAAAGAUUGGCAAUGCAUCCUCACUGAUCACAAGAACGAUAUAGAAUAUGCCUUUAAAAAUGACACGGCGACGGCUCUUGGCAAAACCAUGGAGGACACCGAAAUACAAAAUAUAACAGCAACUGCAGAAGCACUUGUCAUAAAAUACUUACUGUACAUAAAAAACAAUCAAGCAAAAAAGGCGAAAAAGGCAAUAAGCAACUACAAAUAUCCAGAAAUAUGUCAAUUAUACAGCCGACUGAAACCAACCACAAGCACCGAAGACAAAAUAUACUCAACAAAACGUAUAGAAUUAGAAGGCGAGGACUGGGACUACGUGCUGGAGCGGCGGCGCACGGAGGUGAAGGACGUGCUGGCCGUCGAGACGGCGCGGGCGUUGGGGCUCGGGCGUGAGGACGUGCUGGAGGUGGAGGUCGACGCAGUGCCUCGGAGCCUCAUUGCGUUUGUCACGGUCCGUCAUCCAUCACUGCUGAGCGACCGCCAGGUGGAAGAGACGCUGGCGCGCUGCGAGUACAAGAAUUUGUGGGCGCUGUACGAGACGCGGCCAUUGGAGUCGUCAGUGCUGAUGAGGCGGUUUGAGGGCGACGACUGGGACCUCGUGGUUGACAACAACCGCAGGAAGCUUGAGGACGCGUUCAGCAGGGAGACGGCCGCCGCACUGGGCGUGUCGCCGAGCCAGGUUGUGCUUCUGGACUGCAGGGUUGGCAGUCUUCUUAUGGUAUUCAAGGUGCUUGGAUGCGCCAUGAGCGACGCAGAGAUCACGGAACGGACCGAGGCGCACCCGUACGACGAGGUGCAUGCACUGUACAGGCCACGCAUACGCUCCUUUGAAGGCGUCGACGCAGCAGCGCCCCGCGGCUUCAGGGCCGACGCGGAUGAAGUAUGGACGAGGAGCCGCGUGGAGUUUGAGGGCGAGGACUGGGACUACGUGCUGGCGAUGAGGGAGGCGGAUCUGCUGCGUGCGUUUUCGAACGCGACGGCCGAGGCGUUUGGAGUGGAUGAGGACCACGUGCGCGAUGUGUCGGCGAGGUACGUUGCUGGUAACUUGCACUUUGACUUCGAGCUGAGGCGCCCUGCGGCGCUGACGGAGGCUGAUGUAAAUGCGCGGUUGAAGGAGUGUGCGUAUGCGGCCGUGUGGGCGCUGUAUGAGCCGCGGCCCCUGGAGGAGGAAAAGAAGGUUGUUACGACGCACGAGCUUGGCUUUGAGGGCGAGGACUGGGACUACGUGCUGGAGCGGCGGCGCACGGAGGUGAAGGACGUGCUGGCCGUCGAGACGGCGCGGGCGUUGGGGCUCGGGCGUGAGGACGUGCUGGAGGUGGAGGUCGACGCAGUGCCUCGGAGCCUCAUUGCGUUUGUCACGGUCCGUCAUCCAUCACUGCUGAGCGACCGCCAGGUGGAAGAGACGCUGGCGCGCUGCGAGUACAAGAAUUUGUGGGCGCUGUACGAGACGCGGCCAUUGGAGUCGUCAGUGCUGAUGAGGCGGUUUGAGGGCGACGACUGGGACCUCGUGGUUGACAACAACCGCAGGAAGCUUGAGGACGCGUUCAGCAGGGAGACGGCCGCCGCACUGGGCGUGUCGCCGAGCCAGGUUGUGCUUCUGGACUGCAGGGUUGGCAGUCUUCUUAUGGUAUUCAAGGUGCUUGGAUGCGCCAUGAGCGACGCAGAGAUCACGGAACGGACCGAGGCGCACCCGUACGACGAGGUGCAUGCACUGUACAGGCCACGCAUACGCUCCUUUGAAGGCGUCGACGCAGCAGCGCCCCGCGGCUUCAGGGCCGACGCGGAUGAAGUAUGGACGAGGAGCCGCGUGGAGUUUGAGGGCGAGGACUGGGACUACGUGCUGGCGAUGAGGGAGGCGGAUCUGCUGCGAGCGUUUUCGAACGCGACGGCCGAGGCGUUUGGAGUGGAUGAGGACCACGUGCGCGAUGUGUCGGCGAG
Molecule: messenger RNA, 3569 nt
Organism: Trypanosoma cruzi
Lineage: Eukaryota; Euglenozoa; Kinetoplastea; Trypanosomatida; Trypanosomatidae
Product: mitotubule-associated protein Gb4, putative
Exons: 1
Source: RefSeq, a predicted model, not a curated record